GCUCUAUAUAAAAUGGGCGCGGCGGUUGAGUCGGGGCUCCACUCCGGCUUGGGCAGCGGGUGGGUGCAGAGCGGGCGCUGAGGUCCUUACAUUGGCUGCGGAGCCCUCGUGACUGCGGUAGGGACAGCCAUGCCCUUCUCAAACAGCCACAACCUCCUGAAGAUGAAGCACUCUGCUGAUGAUGAGUUCCCCGACCUGAGCGCGCACAACAAUCACAUGGCCAAGGUGCUGACCCUGGACCUGUACAAGAAGUUGAGGGACAGGCAGACUUCCAGUGGAUUUACGCUGGAUGAUGUCAUUCAGACCGGGGUUGAUAACCCAGGCCAUCCCUUCAUAAUGACAGUAGGAUGCGUAGCUGGCGACGAAGAAUCCUAUGAAGUGUUUAAGGAACUCUUUGAUCCAGUUAUUGAAGACAGGCAUGGUGGCUACAAACCAACUGAUGAGCACAAGACCGACCUGAAUGCUGAUAACCUGCAGGGUGGUGAUGACUUGGAUCCUAAUUAUGUGCUGAGCUCUCGUGUGAGAACUGGCAGGAGCAUCCGUGGAUUGCUUCCCCCUCAUUGCAGCAGGGGAGAGAGACGGGCUAUUGAAAAGCUCUCUGUUGAAGCUCUGGGCAGUCUGGGAGGUGAUCUCAAGGGGAAGUACUAUGCCCUGAGGAACAUGACCGAUGCAGAGCAGCAGCAGCUGAUUGAUGAUCACUUCUUGUUUGACAAACCCGUUUCUCCUCUUCUGUUGGCAUCUGGGAUGGCACGAGAUUGGCCUGAUGCCAGGGGUAUCUGGCACAAUGACAACAAGACCUUCCUUGUUUGGAUCAAUGAGGAGGAUCACCUCAGGGUUAUUUCCAUGCAGAAAGGUGGCAACAUGAAGGAAGUGUUUACUCGCUUCUGUACAGGGCUAACACAGAUAGAAACUCUCUUCAAGUCCAAAAACUAUGAAUUCAUGUGGAACCCACACUUGGGCUACAUCCUGACCUGCCCAUCCAACCUUGGAACAGGGCUCCGUGCUGGUGUGCACAUCAAGCUACCAAACCUUGGGAAGCAUGAGAAGUUUGGAGAAGUCCUCAAGAGGCUUCGGCUGCAGAAACGAGGCACAGGUGGUGUGGACACAGCUGCAGUCGGAGGGGUGUUUGAUGUCUCCAAUGCUGAUCGCCUUGGCUUCUCUGAGGUAGAGCUGGUGCAGAUGGUGGUAGAUGGUGUGAAGCUGCUCAUUGAAAUGGAAAAACGCCUUGAAAAAGGCCAGUCCAUUGAUGACCUCAUGCCAGCUCAGAAAUAAAGCACUUUAUUCUCAUGCUUCCUAACUUAUUGGAUGAAUAAUAAAAUGUCACUCCAAUUUCAAA
Messenger RNA from Meleagris gallopavo (turkey), 1336 nucleotides. RefSeq names its product creatine kinase B (gene CKB). NCBI's taxonomy places the organism in Eukaryota, Metazoa, Chordata, Aves, Galliformes, Phasianidae. Gene Ontology annotation, molecular function: creatine kinase activity. The record is from RefSeq and is a predicted model, not a curated record. Gene Ontology annotation, biological process: phosphocreatine biosynthetic process.